Molecule: messenger RNA, 1951 nt
Organism: Aedes aegypti (yellow fever mosquito)
Lineage: Eukaryota; Metazoa; Arthropoda; Insecta; Diptera; Culicidae
Product: beta-hexosaminidase subunit beta
Exons: 7
Coding region: 281-1909 (542 amino acids)
Biological process (GO): carbohydrate metabolic process; ganglioside catabolic process; glycosaminoglycan metabolic process
Cellular component (GO): membrane
Molecular function (GO): beta-N-acetylhexosaminidase activity
Source: RefSeq, a predicted model, not a curated record
AACGACUCAGUCUCUAUCAACGCAUGGUCACGGGCACAACGAGCAGAUAGUUAAUCAGUGAUAGGACGGCGGCGCGGAGGAAUGCGCGCAAGUGACUUUCUUAUCCCAUUCAUUUCUAAUGCCAUUUUGGAAACGACUGCAAGGCCGCCAGUUUAAUAAAUGACACUGCCACAGUAGCUCUGCGGUGCAUAUCGAUUCCGAAGGUCAGAGUGUGAGGAAUUUGAAAAAUUAUCUGUUUCAAAGUGAAUGAAAUUAAUAGUGUGAAAAUUGUGACUGCAAUAUGAGAUCAACUGUGCUGCUGUUAAGUGUGUGGCUCUUCACCUGCCAAGGCAUAUAUGCUUAUAUUGUGGAUCCAGGACCCACCGUGAUAGCUACCAAAGGUAAGGGUGCUCUGUGGCCGAAACCAAAAUCACAAACCAUCAGCCAGAGGUACUCGGUUAUCAAGCGACCUACAUUCCAUUUUCAGGUUGUUAACCAAACAUGCGACAUUUUGACCAAAGCUAUUGAUCGGUAUCAGAAAAUCGUACUCAAUGUUGGCAACGAUUCUCGACGAUCGCUGUUCGGUGCUUCCAGACCAGAGAAGAUUUCCACAAGAAGAUCAUGGCGCUCGGAUGUAAACUUCAACGAAUAUUUGGAGGAAGUGACGGUCAACCUUAAGGCACCAUGUGAAAAUUUGCCGUACUUGGGAAUGGAUGAAUCUUAUGAAAUUAUCGUCAGUGAAACACGAGCCACAAUUGAAUCGUUCUCCGUUUGGGGUACUUUAAGAGGCCUGGAAUCGUUCUCCCAGAUGGCAGUUCUUUCUAACGAUGGAAGCAUGCUUUACGUCAACUUAACGACCGUUGCGGACAGUCCUCGUUUCUCCCAUAGGGGGCUUCUGGUAGAUACCUCACGUCAUUUCGUCACCCUUUGUACGCUGAUAAAAAUCCUUGACGGAAUGGCCUACAACAAACUGAACGUGUUCCAUUGGCACAUCGUCGAUGACCAUAGCUUCCCCUACCAAAGCAAAGUCUACCCGGAGUUGAGCGAUCAAGGGGCGUACCAUCCAUCGAUGAUCUACACGCCGCAUGAUGUACAGAAUAUCAUUGAAGAAGCUCGUCUAAGGGGUAUUCGUGUCAUAUCUGAAUUUGACACUCCUGGACACACCCGGUCGUGGGGUGUUUCCCAUCCGCAACUGUUGACUGCAUGCUACGAUCAAUACCGUGGAAAGCUAGGCCCCAUGGAUCCUACCAAGGAAUCGACGUACACGUUCUUGUUCAAGCUGUUCCAGGAAAUUGUUGAGGUGUUCCCUGACCAGUUCGUCCAUCUCGGAGGUGACGAAGUUGGGUUCGAAUGUUGGGCUAGCAAUCCCGACGUGAUGGAGUACAUGAAGCAGAACAGGCUCUACUCGUUCGAGAUGCUGGAAGAGAAGUUCAUUCAACGCAUCGUGGAUCAAAUCGAUGUUCUGAACCGAAGCUCACUGGUGUGGCAAGAGGUUUACGUCAACGGAGUGCGCUUGCCCAAUGGAACUGUUGUACAUGUUUGGACUGGAAAUCGCCAGGAUCUUCUCUAUAGGAUAACGAGUGACGGCCUUCCGGCACUACUGUCGUCAUGUUGGUAUUUGGACCAUUUGAGCACUGGAGGAGAUUGGCGAAAGUUUUACAAUUGUGACCCACAUGAUUUCGUUGGAACGCAGAAACAAAAGAACCUAGUGCUGGGCGGUGAAGCGUGCAUGUGGGCUGAAGUUGUGAACGAUCAUAAUAUUCUGCAACGGAUUUUCCCACGUGUUUCGGCCACGGCUGAAAAGCUAUGGUCUCAGGAAGAAGUUACUAAUACUGACGAUGCAGCUCGUCGCCUGGAAGAGCACACGUGCCGCAUGAAUUUACGAGGUAUUCCGGCUCAACCACCCAAUGGGCCUGGCUUCUGCAUUUAGAAUGACAACAAAUGAUGCGUAAAACAUUUUUUAUUCUGAAAA